UCCACCAAUAGUAGAGUUGAGCAGGGCAGGCGUGGCCCGUACAAGCCAGUGGAGGGUUACGUAUGGUUGAAACUUCGGGGUGGGUACACUGUGGCACUGUACUUUUUAUUUCACGCUUUUCACCAGUGGUGGGGCAGUACGGAAUAGUUAGUUUGAGGCAUCGAUCCCCUCUCCACCUUUUGUGGAGGAAUACCAUCCGCCUCUGAACCACCCUCACCACUGUCAACUACCCCCACCAUAUGGCCAUUGAGAAUGCUGCAAUUGUUGACAACGCCUCGAAUAUUCGACACUUGGCGCCCAGAGCGUAAAGUAACUCCCGACAAUCAGGAUGGUGCAAGUUUUUCCGGAUAGAGCGUAAUCCGCGAGCUCAAAUGAUUAUUUUCUAACUUGCCAUGUUGGAUUACGGAUAAUUAUUGGGUAACGCUCUCGAUGGAUACUCGGCUGGCCAAUGUGAAUUUAUAAUGAAAUACUUAGCUACGGUGAUGCGCAAACAUUGACGAAGAUAGUUACUAUCACAGUAGUCGGUGAUCGUUGGUUGGCUGGAGGGCAGGACGAAUGAGACAUUGCGACAUUGCGCGGGUUAAGCAUUGCGCAUAUACCUCCCCGCUUGAGAGUUGAGAGUGCAAGGCUUUACCGAUACCGACGGCCAAAUCCCAAUGACGAUUUGAAUAGUCAGGAAACGUGAUACCAUCUCCAAUUGGAUUGAAACAUUUAGCCCGACGUGUAUACCAUAUCAUUUGUUGCAUCUUCUUUUUCUUUUUUUUUUGCCACAUGUGAAACAGUGACUUUGUGCUAAUGAAAGCGUGGAUGGUUUUCAACUUUUUAUUCUUCUACGUGAUGCUUUGGAAAUCUUUUGACUCUUCUCGGUUAUCGGUAUAUUGUCUGUGAUAUAUUAUGUCGUUACCGCGGGGUGUUGGUUUGGGCGUUGACGUGGGCCAGUUGAUGCAGCAUCAGCAGCAACAACAGCAGCAUCACGUGCUGCCUGCUGCAUUCUUUCUACGUGCUAGUGCUGAACGGUAUCAGAGGACACCCAAGUGUGCGAGAUGUCGGAAUCAUGGGGUUGUGUCAGCUUUGAAAGGACAUAAACGCUACUGUCGUUGGAGAGACUGCGUUUGUGCUAAAUGCACCUUGAUUGCAGAAAGACAGAGAGUUAUGGCUGCACAGGUAGCUUUGAGAAGACAACAGGCGCAGGAAGAAAGUGAAGCCAGAGAACUUGGCCUCCAGCUGCAGUAUAAUAAUGGUGCAUGCCCAAGUAGUUCGGUGAUGUCAACGUCUUCGUCAACAGUAUCUAAUCGGGAUAGUCCGCCACCGCAUCCCCAUGUAUCGAGUCCUGCCGGCCUAGCAAUUGCUGCUGCUGCUGCUGCUGCACAGAUUCAAACUCAGUUACAUCAGCAGAAUGAUUGCAGUUUGCUGAGAAUGAGAGUUCCCGAUGGCUAUCCGUCGCCGGACAAAAACGAAGGAUCUAUCACUGGAGUCAAAAGAGCACGAAUAACUGUAGACUCAAUAACCGAGGAUGACAGAGAUUCGGAUUCUGGUGCGGAAACGAGACCAUCAGCGAAAUCAAGAUCCCGAUCCCGAUCUCGCUCCCGUUCUCACUCAGCAAGCCGUACUCAUGCCAGUGGAUCAAGUGGUCAUGGUAUGGCCAAUGAAUCGGAUUCACUGAUCGGUAGAAAAAGGGAAAACAGUGGUAAUGAAACGGACGAUGGGAGUCCAGAGCCAGGGACUCCUAGCCCCACCCACACACCACCCUUAACACCAGCAUUGACUCCACAGAGGGUUGACACUCCUGCGCCUGAGAAUCUCAGUCUCCGAAGAGCGUCGAGGUCCCCGCAGACACCUACUCAAACGGUUUUGCAGGCAGUUGAUCUGGUCCAGCCAAGGCAAACUCCACCGCCAUCUUCUUUAGCGGCGGCAGCGGCAGCCGCCCAUUUCUCCCCUUACGCUCCCCUUUACGGCCCAGCCGCGAGUUCCCUAUACUGUUCGCCAGCUCUAUAUCAACCACAACAUCAUCAUCAUCAUCACCUAACCACUGAACCUCGAGAGAUUCAAAUGCAGAUGCAAAUGCAGAUGCAAAAUGUUCAAGCUUGUGGUCUCCAAGUUCAACAGCACUCACAGCAGCAGCAACAGCAGCAGCAACAGCAUCAGCAUCAGCAUCAGCAUCAGCAACAACAACAAAGAUCACCCGUUGAUGUAUUAUUAAGGGUUUUUCCUGGAAGACGACGAGCCGAUGUUGAGGCACUUUUGCAUCGUUGUAAAGGUGAUGUAGUGUCAGCAAUGGAGGUCCUAGUCUGCGAAGAUAAUCUUCAACCAAAAUCAGCAUUUUCUCCUUUGGCGGGAGCACUGGUAUCAGCAGCAGCGGCAUCAGCUGCCUCAUCAGCCAGUGCUUAUGUAUCCCGCGGUGGUUACUGCGGUCCCAGCCCACCGACCCGCCACAGAUUUCUCGCAGCUCCCUAUACGGGAACGGGUUACCUCCCCACCGUCAUAAGGCCACCAAAUCAGGGCUCACAUGCUAAUGGUACAGGCGACGCCUACCGGGAAACCAGUCCCGAUGACGCAAGUGACAAAACCAGUUACUCCGAGUGACCUACCGAACUCGUUCAACAAAUACCCUGGAGCUACCCAUAGUCCCUCGCAUUACCAACUUCGAGGAAGUGGAGAAAACUGAAAAAGAUGGCCAAAUUAUGACAUGUGAAUAUGCACAUGGAAGAUACUUAAGAUAUCUUUUAUUCAAGUGAAACAUAACCAUUUAAGGUAGCGUGGCCGUCUUGAGACUCUAGUUGGAAAAAAAAUUCUGCGAAAAUUACUCACUAUUUUAAUGGUAAAUAAAAUGGAAUGUCACGUUUCUGUGUUUAUGUCAUUGAUUGUGAUUUCAGCAUUAUAUCCUUUGAAAUUUCCGGACAAUUUUCCAUUUAUAAAAGAUUGAAAAUUAAUUUUAUUCGAUUCCACUAUAGACUCAAAUAAUGAAAAUUAAUUAUUUAUUGAUAAACAAUGGUUAUAAGAGGGAUUCUUUUCAUUUGAUGAUAUUUUCAAAAUGAAGUAAAUUACGACGAUGCUACCUUAAUCGCGUUCAAAUACCUUUUAUGUGUGUAGAUAAUUACAACUCAUAUAACGGAUGAAGAAAUAAAAAGACUUAAUAGUGUGAACGUAGAUAGAAUCGUUGAUAUGAAUACCAAUAAAUGAUGAAAUAAAUAAAUUCUAAUAAAAUAGUCAAACUGUAAUAGAAAAUACAACUCUGUAAAUAACCGUUCAUGAUUUUAAGAUAAAUUAUGUAUUAUCAAAAUUUAUUCGAUAUAUCAUCAUGCAAUACACAUUCAAGAAUGUGACAAAUUUUCUUUUUGGUGCAUUCAAUGUUCUGAGGAGAAUGACGGUGACACGAGCUAUUGAGUUUAAAUUGUAUAAGAUUGAAUUUUGACCACAUGAUUGUGUGAGACGAUCAUCUGUAUAGACCGGAAAACCUCAAUAAAUCAAUCAUCCAGUAUAAAAAGAUAAUGUUUCAUU
Molecule: messenger RNA, 3498 nt
Organism: Diachasmimorpha longicaudata
Lineage: Eukaryota; Metazoa; Arthropoda; Insecta; Hymenoptera; Braconidae
Gene: dmrt99B
Product: doublesex- and mab-3-related transcription factor A2
Exons: 5
Coding region: 895-2583 (562 amino acids)
Biological process (GO): sex differentiation; regulation of transcription by RNA polymerase II
Cellular component (GO): nucleus
Molecular function (GO): RNA polymerase II cis-regulatory region sequence-specific DNA binding; DNA-binding transcription factor activity, RNA polymerase II-specific; protein binding
Source: RefSeq, a predicted model, not a curated record